Messenger RNA from Prorocentrum cordatum, 2193 nucleotides. The record is from the annotation of a GenBank genome assembly. Lineage: Eukaryota; Dinophyceae; Prorocentrales; Prorocentraceae.
AUGGUGGCGGACGGACAGCCUGCUGGAGGCCGCUCCUGGGCCAGCGUCGCAGCGGGCGGCAAGGCCAAGGGCAACUGGAGCUACUGGGUCUGCUCCAGCGGCCAGUGCAGGGAGUGGAACUGGUGCACGCUCUGGAAGUGCCGCAGCUGCGGCCGAGUGGCCCCGCCUUGGGUCAAGGCUGCCCAGCCGCCCGCGGCCGACGCAGGCCAGGCAGGCGUCAGCGAGGCCAGCAGCGCGCAGCCGUCGGCCGUCGAGCGGCACCGCCAGGAGGUCAAGCGCAUCGAGGACUUCCUCGCGGCCCCUGGCGGGGCCAUCGACGAGGCGCGCCAGCAGUGGCUGCGCGCGGCCCUCGACCGCGAGCGUCGCAGGCUCUCGGCAGCCGAGGCGGCGCAGGCGGAGCGCAGGAAGGCCGACAUCCCCCUGCCCAAGGUGCCCCAUGGCGCAGGCAACGCCUUGGGGAAGCUGGGCAGACAGGGGCGGGCCAUGGAGCAGGCGCUGCUCAAGGCCGAGGAGGCCCAUGCGGCAGCCAUCGGAGAGCGCGAGGCGGCCAUCGCACGCGAGGCCGCAUGCGCCGAGGCUGUCGAGGAGUGCCGAGCUGCUCUCGAGGCUCACCGCGAGGAGCAGAAGGCCGCAGAGGCCAGGCAAGCCAAGGAGGUCGGCGCGGCCUUCGCUGGCACGGACUUGCUCGGGAUGGUCUUCGGCCUCAUCCAGCAGGUCGAGGCCUUGCCCCAAGGGUUCGCUGCGGGCAACGGGGAGGCCGCCUUCGCCGAGGUCGCCAAGCAGAUCGCAGCGGCCCGGGGGCGCUCAUCCUGGGCCGACACCCCCCUCGACGUCUCCGACGAGGACUUCGACGGAGAGGAGGAGGAGCGGGUCCUGGGCUGCAGCGGUAAUGUCUGGAACAGGAGCGUAGAGGUCCUCGAGGCCUUCUUCCACGCCCACCAGUACUGGCCGCAGCUGGUCCUCCUUCAGGAGACGAGGCUGACCCAGGAGCGCCUUCCUGGGGCCAGGGCUCUGGCACGCCGCCUCGGCUACACCGCCUUCUUUCACGAGGCGGUGGCCACGGGCCAGCCUGGCCCGAACGCCACGUCGAGCGGCGUCGCGAUCCUGGUGAGGGCUGGACUCCAGGCCGAGGAGUCCGCCUGUCAGCUCCCUGCGGCCCUUCGCCACCGCCUCAUCGGCGUAGAGGUGGCGGCGCCGUCGGGCCUCCGCUUUCUGGCCUUGGCAGGGUACUUCCAGCACUCUUUGGGCCCGCGGGGGAUCAACCUCGACCUGUUCUCCUCGGUCUCGGACCUGGUGGCAUUAUCGCUCGACUUGCCCUGGGUCCUCCAGGCAGAUUUCAACAUGGAGCCCGAGCCCCUGCAGGAGUUGGGCUGGCCUACUGCGGUUCGCGGGCAGGUGCUCGGGCCCUCGGAAGCGACCUGCUGCGCCCAAGGCUUGGAGCACGUCUACGACUGGUUCGUCGCGUCGUCCGACCUGGCCACUUGCGCGGCGUCCUGUACGACCACGCUCAGCGACUUCGGGCUGCACCCGCACUCUCCUGUGCUGCUGCGCCUCCAGGACGUCAGGAUCGAUGCCCUGGUCGAGGUGUCCUCCCGUCCUGCUCGGUUCCCAGAUGUGGAGGCCAAAGGCCUGCGCCCCCGCGAGGACGCCCUGGUCCAGGCCUUCACUGUCGGCAAGCGCGGGAAGGUGUCGCAGAAGGCUGUGUCUUGGUCAUGGGCUCAGGGGUCGCGCCCGACCUGUCUCUCCGUUGCCUUCGGCGAGUGGAUCGAGGCGGCGGAGGGCACUCUCACGGGCAUCCACGCGAUUGCGCCAGGCGACAUGUCGCGCUACCUCGGGCGAGCGGCUGGGCCCAGGACCAGACGCAUGCCCUUCAGCGCGCUGGUGCAGCGCGAGGCCAGGCUGAAGUACAGCAUGCUGACCCACCGCCUGAGGAGCUGCCUCUCGGUCGCCCUCCAGAGGCUUCGCGCCGAACAGGCCUGCAGGUGGCACCCGAACCACACUUGGUGGUAUGAGCAGGAGGCGGCGGCGAGGGCGAAGCUCCUGGACGAGGCGGCCCAGGAGGUGACCAGUCUUCAGAGCGUGGCCCUCCCUGGGGUCUCCGACGUGAAGUGGGGUGACCUCGCCUACCACGCGGGGGUGAAGGGCUGCCCCACGGCGAUCGCCAAGCUGCAGUCGUGGCUCCUGGCGUCCUAG